This is a messenger RNA of Sorghum bicolor (sorghum), 1389 nucleotides long. RefSeq lists its product as uncharacterized. The record is from RefSeq and is a predicted model, not a curated record. NCBI's taxonomy places the organism in Eukaryota, Viridiplantae, Streptophyta, Magnoliopsida, Poales, Poaceae. Gene Ontology annotation, cellular component: chloroplast. The transcript has 7 exons. Gene Ontology annotation, molecular function: hydrolase activity, acting on ester bonds. The coding region runs from base 223 to 1161 and encodes 312 amino acids.
UCGACUCCAGUUUAACCCGAGCCAUCGAUCUUAACAUCCAGCGCCCAGAAACGCGCGCGGUCGACCCGUGGUGAAUGGUGCGGGGAAGCGAGACGUGCACGUGCACCGCCCCGUUAUCGCCGUGCUGCUCUGCUCCGCUCCUCUUCGAGAGGCGCACGCCGCGCCACGGCGAGCCACAGCCACUCCACUCCCACUCGGCACCGGCACCGGCACGGCGGCGACAUGCUCCCGCUCAUCUCUCCUCCGCGCCCUGGUGCCGCAGGGCCCCGCGCCAUCGCCAACGCAGGCGCCACUGCCCCCGCCACCGCCAGGCCGGCCGUCAUCCUCCCAGGGCUCGGGAACAACACGGGCGACUACGCGCGGCUCGCCGCGGCGCUACGGGACGACCACGGCCUCCCCGCGGCCGUCGUGGCGCGGGUCACCCGCCCCGACUGGCUCCGCAACGCCGCGGGCCUCGCCGACGCCAGCUACUGGCGGGGCACCCUCCGCCCGCGCCCCGUGCUCGACUGGUACCUGAAGAGGGUGGAUGACGCGGUGUCUGAGGCGAGGGAGCUAUGCGCACCAGGUGGGAAGAUAUCACUGAUAGCGCAUUCAGCUGGGGGCUGGCUCGCGCGUGUGUACAUGGCGGAGUUUGAGGCUUCCGACAUAAGUUUACUGCUCACCCUUGGCACCCCUCACUUGCCUCCUCCAAAAGGUGUACCUGGGGUAAUUGAUCAGACUAGAGGACUACUGAACUACGUCGAGAAGAAUUGUGCUCCAGCAGUUUAUACACCAGAAUUAAGAUAUGUGUGCAUUGCUGGAAGGUACAUUCAAGGUGCUCCUCUUCUGGGGAACUCCGCAGCUGCUUCUGAUGAGAUCCUUGCAGUUGACACUCCUUCAGAAGGAGGUGAGGCUGUUAUUACGGGUAGCAAUGACAAAUCUACUCGGUCAAGUGUCACGUGGAGAGCCCGGUUCGUCGGGCAAGGGUACAAACAGGUUUGUGGCCAAGCGGAUGUGUGGGGCGACGGCGUCGUACCUGAAAUGGCAGCGCAUCUGGAAGGAGCACUGAACAUAAGCUUUGACGGCGUGUACCACUCUCCUGUAGGCUCUGAUGAUGAACAAAGGCCCUGGUAUGGCUCUCCAGCAAUCCUCAAGCAGUGGGUGCAUCACCUUCUCAGUUGAGAUGGCGUACAAGAGCUAGCUGCCGGAACAGAAACUGGAAUGUGUCCUACAUCUGGCAUGCCACCAGGCCCACCGAAGGGGAACUUUUUCUUGGCCUGAAAUAGUGAAAUUGAGGGGCAUGAUAUAGCAUCGUAAAUCUUGAAGGGGGCAAUUGUGUAUUGUCAGCUUCUGUAGACAAUUCAACCUGAGGUCUUUUUGUCUAAUAUAUAUUAGACGUAGUAUAUCUCA